AUUCUUUAAGCGAAUUUUAAGUCUUCUUCUUUUGGUUUACUUCAACAUUUCAUUUUCCAAUUAGUUAGUUAAGUAUAUUAUUUAUCGAUUUUUAUUGUUUAUGCACGGUAUUUAUAUACUUGUCAAAUUUUGAUUGUUAUUUGAAAUUGUUUUUUUGAAGUUGUUUGAAACAAGAGUUUUCAAGUUGAUUAAUAUAUCGAUAAUCGAAAUAGAACUUUUUAUACAAUGGCACUAAAAUAUAUACGAGAAGAGGCGCAUUACUAUGUGAAAAAAGUCAUGAGUUUGUCGUUCAAUUGUUUAUCAUCCGACGAAUUUAUGGAGAUUUUAAAAGAUUUGAAUGAUUCUUCGAUUCGACGAAAUAAGGAAGUAUUUUCAUGCAUAAUAUCUAAAUUACUCGACGAACGGACACAUUUUCCCGGGUAUUCGUAUGAUAUCUUUAUGAAGUUAGCCAAUGUUUACGGCGGUCUCAUUGAAUAUAACCUUAUUUCCGAUCCUGAAACUUUGAAAAAUACUUUACAAUUGGUCAUGGACGCGCUGAAAAGUAGACCCAACUCAAGAAUGUUCGAUUUCGGUGUAGCGGCGUUAAACCGAUUCUACGAACACUUGUGGGAGGAUUGCGAAGAGUAUUUCCGAAGCGUAGCCGCCAUAUCACACUUUAAAAGCUUUCUCCGACAUUUAAUCGAGUGGAUUGAGGACCACGGGAAGCACACACCGGAACGCGCAUAUGAUAGACCUGCAAGUGCCCAACAGUCAUCUGUCGUGUUGUGCUCGCCCACAGGAUCACCGGCCGUAAAGACGCGGUCGAUCAACCUAGAAGAAUUCGACUUCGAAAAGAUUGGGGAGAGCCUGACCGACAAAGAUAAAAUAGUGUUCAUCGUAAACAAUCUGAGCGCGAAAAAUCUACGCGAAAAGUGCGACGAAAUCAAGAACAUUUUAAAGGACGAAUACAUUCCGUGGUUCUCCGAGUACUUGAUCGAGCAACGUGUUUGAUCUGAAUUCAAUUUACACGAUUUGUAUUCAGACUUUUUAGAUAGAAUUAACAACGAGAAGCUAAACGCUCUUGUCAUGUCCAGAACCAUGGACAAUAUUCAAAUACUGUUGGACAGCAACACGACGAACAGCAGGGCUCUAUUGAAGAAUUUCGGUCAUUGGUUGGGCAUUAUUACGUUGGCGAGAAUAUACCCUUACCGUUAUACGAUGGCUAUCUAAACUCAUUGUUAAUGAAAGCAGCCUGUAAAGGAAUCGAAAGACUUACGUGUAUUGUUCCAUUCAUCGCCAGGAUACUUAUGGCUUGUGCCAAAAGCGAAGUGUUUAGACCGAAAAGCUUAUGGACAUUAAGCAUAUUAAGAAGCCUUGCGGAACUUCACAAACAACCUGGUUUAAAGUUAAACAUACAGUUUGAAAUUGAAAUACUCUGCAAAUCUUUAAACAUCGAAUUAGGGGAUUUGAAAUACGGACAAAUUUAACACGAAGAUAAAACAGCAGUUCAAUAUGAUAUAUUAUCGCAAUAUUAUUUGAACAUUUCUUUUUUAUUUGUUCAAACAUAUAUAAUAAAAUAAUAUAUAAUGUACAGGAUGUUUCUGAAAUGAUUGAGGAAACUAGUAUACGCGUACUCUCUGAAAUGGUCAAAUGAAGAAUCUUUUGAAAUUUUUUUCUAUCUUCAAAACCUGGGUUUUAUCUUAUUAUCUUUAGAAUGUUAUUUUAAAUCUACAAAUUAAUACUCAUAAAAGAUUUCUUGCAAAUUUUUCAUGUCAAUCGAUAUGUGACAUCAAUAUUAGGCUUGUGACACGUUUUUCACGCCCGAGUCGCCAGGAUCAGAAAAUGUGGUGUGAUAAAUCGAUUUGUUUGAAAACUCUGUAAGAUAAACGAAGGUGAAAUUGAUUUGUUGUUAUUUCACAUAUAUG
Molecule: messenger RNA, 1904 nt
Organism: Sipha flava (yellow sugarcane aphid)
Lineage: Eukaryota; Metazoa; Arthropoda; Insecta; Hemiptera; Aphididae
Product: CCR4-NOT transcription complex subunit 1-like
Exons: 8
Coding region: 226-990 (254 amino acids)
Biological process (GO): nuclear-transcribed mRNA catabolic process, deadenylation-dependent decay
Cellular component (GO): P-body; CCR4-NOT core complex
Molecular function (GO): molecular adaptor activity
Source: RefSeq, a predicted model, not a curated record